GGUUCCCUGGUCGAAUGUUUUUGUUUGUUGUGUGUUUUUCUUUUAUUUUGCGCGUUUAAAAGUGUUUAAAAGUGAUUUAUCGAGAGCAAUGGAGCUGCCGAAGGAGUUGUCCAUUGCGGAGAUCCGCAAUUACAUGCUGGCCAACGACUGCAAGGUGACAAAUCACGCGUUGGUCAAGCACUUUAAGAAAUUCCUCACCCAUCCGCAGUCGCAAAAUGAGGCCCGCAAGCGUUUCAAGACCUUUGUUACCCUGCUCUCCACGAUAAAGAACGAGAACAAUCAGAAGUUUCUGAUAUUGCGCAAGAAAUAUGUGAACGAGUGUCCCACGGAGGAGGUGGUGGAGCGCGCGGUGGCCGCCGCGUCCGGGGAGCCCUCGAGUCCCGGCGGCGCAUCCCUGAACUUCGACUCCCCCAUGAGGCAGCCACCGCCCUACAAGAACCCACCCAUGGUCACAUCCCCGCCAGCGGCAGCCGUUUCCAUUGCCAAGGAACAGCAGGAGAACUACCAGGAGUGCGUGGACGAGUUCACGGCUGCCAUUAAGCGCAUAGAACCCGCCCGCUUGGAGAAGCAGCCCUCGGCUAAGCCCGACGAUCAGGAUCAGCCGGAGCAGCCAGCCUCCCGAUCCAACUCCAUCGAUGUGACCGAGAACAAGGAGAACAUACCCCGCUUCUCCUUCUCCUCGGAGGCCUCCACCGACUCCAGUUCCAAUGAAAAGCCGGAGAAGGCAGAGACCAAUGGAACCCCCUCCGCCGAGGGCGACCUGGCCGAGAAUCCCAUCAGCGUGAAGGAGGCCACGCGCAAGUUCAACCGGAUGGCUUCCGAAGAGGAGGCCAAAAUCAUAUCGCCGCCAGCCAAGAAGAAGCCAGAGAAGCAAUUAAUCGAGGAAAAGGAUUCGCCCGAGGUUACGCUGGCGCAUCCCAAGGCGAAGGAGUGGAUCGUCUCGAUGGCGAAGGCUAAUUACCAGGAGCUGGCCAAGAUGGCCAGCGAGUUCCCGGAACUGGUUAAGCUGCAGUGUCCAGCAACGACCGCUUUGCACUGGGCAGCCAAGCACGGCAAUGAAGAUGUGGUUAAGCUAAUUGCCGGCACCUAUAAGGCCGAUGUAAAUGCCAGAACGAACGGGGGAUACACACCUCUUCAUUUGGCUACCCAGUUUGGAAGAGAUAAUAUUUUUGAAUUACUAUGGAAUGUCUAUAAGGCCAAUAGGGACAUCAUGGACUGGAGUGGCAACAAGCCCCUGGACUACAGUCGCCAGCGGUCGAGUGUGUCCGCAUCGACCUGCAGCAAAAUCAAGGCUCGCAAAAAGCAUGCAAUCGAAAAAGAUUUGGGCUUCCUGCGGAUUGGUUCGUUGAAUGUCAGGGUAAAGAAGACCACCGAGGCGUUCAGCAAUUUCUUGGGAGUGGGCAAUGGCAGUGGGGUGGCUCCGAUGGGCUAUGGCAGUGGCGGGGGAGCGGGGGCAGCAAGUCGCCCUCACCAUCGGUCUCACCGAGCCCCUCAUCAGCGUCAUCAUCACCACGUUGGUACGACACGGAGUCGGCAUCCGAAUCAGAGGGCAGCGAUGAGCACACCCUACGGGACGAACGGCGGCCUUCCGUCGAGGGCGAGUGUUCCCAAUAACCGUAAUAUCUACGACGGAGUUCACAAGUCUUGGGGAUCGGCAGACAACAUACCACACCGAUCGGAGGAGCUAAUGCCACCGCCCAAGACGGUGGAUUAUAUCAGCAAGCGGAACAAGUCCUCGAAGCGCUCGUCCUACGCCUCGAAUGCCACCGAUUCACCCCGGGAUUCCAUUUGCUCCUCGAACUCCAGUUCCAAUCUGAAUGGUGGUUAUAGCAGCAUGCCCACGACCCCGAAUCAGUUGCGUGCUCCUAAGGGCAUCGCUACGUCCUUCGCAGUGGAUUCCGAUUCGGACUCCGCCUGUGGAUUUGACUCCAGCUGGUCGGUCAAUUGUCACGGAUCUUCAAGCAGCAAUCCAUCGCAAUCCUAAAUACCUGAAUAAGUGUGUUAAGCCACAAGCCCAAAUGUCUACAUACCGUACAACAUAUAACAUUGACCAUGUAAUCGUGAAAGUAUUUGUUUUUUAAAGAACUAAAAUAUUAUUUAAGAAUAACAAUAUUUAGUGUUUGUGAAAUAUUAAUUUGAAAGAAGCUAUGGUUUUGUCUUUAAUGUCUCAAUUUGUACCCUUCCUUUAAGAAUUUAAAACAUAACACAGUUUAUAUGUAUUCCUGAUUAAAAAUUA
Molecule: messenger RNA, 2236 nt
Organism: Drosophila subpulchrella
Lineage: Eukaryota; Metazoa; Arthropoda; Insecta; Diptera; Drosophilidae
Gene: sowah
Product: ankyrin repeat domain-containing protein SOWAHC
Exons: 10
Coding region: 89-1984 (631 amino acids)
Molecular function (GO): protein binding
Source: RefSeq, a predicted model, not a curated record